AUGGCUUCUCGUGUGCUUCGCGAUGUCACCAACUACAAGCGGUCUCAACUGGCUGAUCGUCGUACCGCUUUCGAAGAACGCAAGACUGAGCUUCUCGCCCAAACUCAGAACAGCGACAACCCCAUCCUAACGCUCAUCGAGGGCUUGGAGAAACUCGGCCUCAAGUCUACCACUGCGCAGACUUCAACUGGCGGAUUCUCUCUCUCCAACGCCAGUCAGAUGCUCACCCAAUCUACCUUCGAUGCUUCCAUCCCUGUGGCUCUUCCUUCAGCUUGGCAGGCCGAUCUUGAGCGCCUCCUGACCAUCCAGUCCAACAAGUUCGCCUAUACUGAUCUCUUCUCUCGCCUCGCCACAGAAUGGGUCGACAAGCCUAAUGAUGCCAAUCUUCUUCUCGACACCCCUUCCAAAGGCGACAGCACUUCGGAGUCCUCGGACACCGACAGCUUCGAGUCGGUCAAGGUUGGUCGCGGAGAGAUGUAUCGCCAGCGCCAGCAGUGGGACUCGUUUGUCUUCACUGAGCGUCAGACAGACACGGCUGCCAUUGAAGCCUACCUCACCAACCUCUUCGUUGAGCCUCAGCAGAAGAAGAAAGUUCGCGAGACUCCAUUCGAGCAACUUCAGAAGGCCUUCAAGGAGUGGACCGUCAAAGACUCUACUUGCUCCACCUCCGAUGUUGAGCUAGCUAUCAAAGCUGUGCUCAAGGCCGAUCUGCUCAGUGGCCGCAAGAGAGAUGAGCUGAUCGCACUUGCCAGUGCUGGUAAAGGUGUGCUUGCAGAGGUCGCCGACGUCAUCAACAUGGAGAUUGCGCACUUGGAUGAUUGGUCGUGGAAGCCAUCCCCAAUCCCUGCUCAAAUGAGAAAGCAGCUGAACGGAAAGUACAGGGUCUACAUGGAUCCCGAAAUCCACCAAGCUCUUCUCCUACAGUACGUUGGCAUUCGCUUUGCAGUGUCUACCAAAGCCAACUUCAUAUCUUUCCUUCGCUCCAAAGCAUGGCCAAAGUCAGCCCACAACUCAAUGUCCUCCAAAGACCAUGCACGUUUUGCCUUCUAUGUCGGCGAGAGAAAGGCCAGGUUCCAGAACUCAGUCUUGCAUACCCGUCGAGAGCAGUUCAAGGACGACUUCUUUCUGACCCAGCUCCCCGACAAGCUUGAAGAAGGUUGCCGUGACUACAAUAACUCUGACGACUCGGACAACGAAGACUCUGACAAGAAAUCGCCCCUUGAGGUGAAGCAAACUCUUCUCCGUUUGGCCACUACCGAGCUCAUGGUCCAGCGAAAGAUCUACGGGAGUUUCACCCUUUGUCAGACUGACUUCAAAUGGUUUGGUCCCAGCCUUCCACACAGUACCAUCUUCGCUGUUUUGAAGUUCUUGGGUAUUGAGGACUCGUACAUCGAGUUCUUCAAGAAAUACCUCUCCAUGUCUCUCAUAUUCCCUCAGGACGGUCCAAACUCCGAGCCUCGUACACGUCUUUGUGGUGUGCCUAUCAGCCAGACACUCAGCGACGUGUUCGGUGAGACGAUUCUCGCAUGUCUCGACUUCGCAGUGAGCAAGGCAACCAAGGGUCGAUGCCAGCUCUACCGCUUCCACGACGAUGUCUGGUUCUGGGGCCAGAAGGCAGACUGUGAGGUGGCUUGGGAAGCUAUCAAGAAGUUCACGGAUGUCAUGGGUCUAGCACUGAAUGAUGAAAAGACUGGCUCAAUUCAUGUGAGCGAUAAGGGCGAGAAGCCCUCAAGCAUCCUCCCCAUGGGCGCUGUGAGAUGGGGCUUCCUGGUCCUGGAUCCUGUCAAGGGACGCUGGGUCGUUGACAUGGCCAAUGUCGACGAGCACAUUGCUGAAAUGCGCCUUCAGUUUGCUCAGUGUCGUUCGGUGUUCUCCUACGUCCAGGCUUGGAACAGUUACAUGGGCAGAUUCCUGGGUAACAACUUUGGUCAUCCCGCCAACUGCCUUGGUAUCGACCAUCUUGACAUGGUCUUUGCCACCUUCAAGUACAUUCAGAAGAAGCUCUUUGUGGACGACAACAACAGCACUGGCUGCGAGGACGUCACCUCCUACCUCAAGUCCAUUAUUGGAGAGCGUUUCAGUACCAAAGACGUCGCCAAUGCCUUCUUGUAUUGGCCUGUUGAGCUCGGCGGUCUGGAGCUGCGCAACCCUUUUAUACCCUUGAUGACUGCUCGUAAGUCUUUUGAGGAGUUGCCGGAUGACAUUCUCGAGGCCGUAUGGGAAGAAGAUGAGGAGCAGUACGAUGAUUACAAAUCAGCCUUUGAGAAGGACAGCAGCAAGCACCGUGUCGACGUGCCCUCAAACUGUGAUCCUGAGAAGUUCUUCUCUCUCGAGGACUUUGUUCGAUUCCGAGAGGAAACCUCCCCAUACCUCAGGGGUGCCUACGAACAGCUCUUGGAGUCACCUAGAGUCGAAGGACUGGAGUGCACACGCUUCGUCAAGUAUGCCUUGGACACCAUUCCGAUUGAGUACCGCAGCUCUAAGCACAUCAAGACCUCGUACAGCGAGAUGGACGUCUACUGGCGCUGGACUGUCCACCUGUACGCUGCCGAAGCCAUGGAGAGAUUUGGAGGACUGGGUCUGGGCGAGAAAGAGAUGUUGCCAGUCGAGCUCGUCAACCUCCUUAGAAGUGAGAGAGUGCGCUGGCAGGGAUGA
Messenger RNA from Aureobasidium namibiae CBS 147.97, 2655 nucleotides. RefSeq lists its product as uncharacterized. The coding region runs from base 1 to 2655 and encodes 884 amino acids. The record is from RefSeq and is a predicted model, not a curated record. The transcript has a single exon. NCBI's taxonomy places the organism in Eukaryota, Fungi, Ascomycota, Dothideomycetes, Dothideales, Saccotheciaceae.